Prosopis cineraria is the source of this 2065-nucleotide messenger RNA. Its product is annotated as butanoate--CoA ligase AAE1-like. The record is from RefSeq and is a predicted model, not a curated record. The transcript is spliced from 2 exons. NCBI's taxonomy places the organism in Eukaryota, Viridiplantae, Streptophyta, Magnoliopsida, Fabales, Fabaceae. The coding region runs from base 194 to 1828 and encodes 544 amino acids.
UACCCCCUGAUUAAUUAUGUGUGAUGCGUGGGUUAAAUGCCGAGUCAGGGAAACUGGGCGUCUAGAAUUGAGGAGGAGGGAUUAAUUAUAGACUUGAUGGGCCGAGCGUGCAUAGGGGCCCAAAAGUCCUCGAAGUUAUUAAGUGGAGACUGGGAGCUGGGGGUAUAGCCUAGAGACGAGUGAAAAAAACACCAUGAAAGGAGCUCCGUCUGCGUGCUCUGCGAAUUACGUGCCUUUGACGCCCAUCAUUUUCUUGGAACGAGCGGCCACUGUUUACGCUGAUCAAGUGUCCGUCGUCUACGGUGAUGUCAGAUUUUCAUGGAAGGAAACCCACGCAAGAUGCCUCAGGCUCGCUUCUGCUCUGGUCGACCUGGGGGUUAACCCCCUCGAUAUUGUUGCUGUUUUGGCGCCAAAUAUUCCAGAGCACUAUGAGCUGCAUUUUGCGGUUCCAAUGGCGGGGGCAGUUAUCUCUGCACUCAACACCAAAUUGGACGCGACAACAUUGUCCGUGAUACUGGAACAAUUAGAAGCUAAAAUCAUGUUGGUGGAUUAUCAGUUCGUUGAAGUUGUCCUUAAUUCGUUCAACCUAUUGUCCCAAAGAAAAUGCAAGCCUCCCCUGCUGGUUGUUAUGCCGGAUCAUAGCAAACAACCGUCUUUCAUUUUUAAGCAUCUCCCGCCAGAUACCUUGAACUUCGACCAACUGCUUGAAAAGGGGCGGGCAGAUUUCGAGAUCAGGAUGCCCAGCAAUGAAUGUAAUCCUAUAUCAGUGAAUUACACGUCAGGCUCCACGGGGACUCCUAAAGGAGCUGUUUACAGUCACAGAGGCGCCUAUCUCAAUUCACUGGCAGCAAUCUCGCGGUUCGAUAUGAAACCCCAGCCCGUGUUUCUGUGGACAGUGGACAUGUUUCGCUGCAACGGGUGGUGCUUCACUUGGGCCAUGGCUACUCUGGGUGGCACCAAUAUUUGUCUCAGAAAUGUCUCCGCCAAAGCCAUCUUUGAUGCAAUCUCUCUUCACAACGUAAACCAUUUGUGCGGUCCGCCCGCACUGCUGAACGCAAUAGCAGAUGCACCGUCAAGCGAGCAGAAGCCUCUGCCCCUGGGUGUGAGUAUCACAGUUGCUGGAGUGCUACCUCCAUCCCAAGUUUUUUGCGUGGUAGCAGAACUUGGGUUCAGUGUGAACGUUGGUUAUGGCAUGACGGAAGCAAUGGGUCCUGUAUUGGUGCGCCCUUGGAAGCCCAAUUCAGGUUGUGAACUCACAGAACAACUCAGUUAUGGAGAUCAAGGGCUUCCCAUCUUUAUGAUGGAAGGGAUUGAUGUCAAAGAUCCGAACACAAUGAAGAGCACUCCUUGUGAUGGGAAAACCAUUGGUGAGAUUAUGUUUAAAGGCAACACCAUGAUGCUGGGGUACCUCAAGAAUCCACAAGCAACCAAGGAAGCUUUUAGGGAGGGAUGGUACCGAACAGGGGACCUUGGAACGAAGCAAAGAGAUGGUUCCGUGAGACUGAAGGACAGGGCAAAGGAUAUGAUAUAUCCAAAAGGAGAGGCUGUGAGCUCACUUCAGGUAGAGGCAGUGUUGCUGAGCCACCCGAAGGUUCUGAACGCUGCUGUUGUGGGGAAAUAUGAUGAACACAUGGUAGAGUCCCCCUUUGCAGUUAUCAAAUUGAAAGAAGGAUGUGGCGCCACCGUGGAAGAUAUCAUCAGGUUUUGUAAAGCUAAGUUGGAUACUCAUAUGGUUCCUCAGAGUGUAGUUUUUGGAGAUUUGCCUGUUAAUUCAACUGGCAAGGUUCAAAAAUUUCUUAUCAGAGAGAAGAUCAAAUGCGGUGGAUGAUGUGCCUCCGUAAUCAAUUUAAGUAUGCAUGACAAUAAUAAGAGUGGCCUUAUAUGUCUUAUCUACUUUCCAAUCAUAAUUCUCGAACACGCUUACUGUUCUCUUUUAUGCUUUGUGGUGUAAUCUAUUAACUAUCAUACUUUUAGUUACUUGUCUAAAAUGUUUAUGACGCAUUACGUUUAACAGUGCAGUUUAACUAGGGAGUUUUCUUUUAAAAUAUAUGUAAUUUUGACGCCA